AACACAAAGCAAAACAGCGGCAAAUAAAUAAAAGGAAAAAGCAAUAUAUUCCCCAGAAUUUCAUCUACGUAUUCGCGUAAAAAGUCAGCAGCUUUUUCAGUUUCGAAUUUCAAUUCUCGCUAAUCAGGUUAAGACUCAGAUUUCUUCGAUUGUUUGGUUUUUAAUGGCUUCGAAACGAAUAUUGAAGGAGCUGAAGGAUCUCCAAAAAGAUCCUCCUACCUCAUGCAGCGCCGGUCCUGUUGGAGAGGACAUGUUUCACUGGCAGGCUACAAUAAUGGGGCCCUCUGACAGCCCUUACGCUGGGGGUGUAUUUUUAGUCACUAUCCAUUUUCCUCCAGAUUAUCCAUUCAAACCUCCUAAGGUUGCUUUUAGGACAAAGGUUUUCCAUCCAAAUAUCAACAGUAAUGGGAGCAUAUGCUUGGACAUACUGAAGGAGCAGUGGAGCCCCGCCUUAACUAUUUCCAAGGUUUUGCUUUCAAUCUGCUCACUUUUGACGGACCCAAACCCUGAUGACCCUCUGGUUCCUGAGAUUGCUCACAUGUACAAGACAGACAAGGCCAAAUAUGAAGCAACGGCCAGGAGUUGGACCCAGAAGUACGCCAUGGGCUAACUAUUGCCUAUGAUGGCUUGAAUUGAUAUAAAGAAAAACAAAUUUCAAUGUCUUUCUCCUCUGCUCUCUCCAUUAACAAGUUGUACAAUAGCAUUAAGCAUUGCCCUCUGCAGGAAAACUAAUGAUGCUUUGAAUUUUGUUUAUAUAGAUUCUAAUAUUUUAUGUGGGGAAGCAUAUAUUUAUCUGGUUUUGGAUUGUUGGUUUGACACUAUUUGUGUAAAAAAUUCAUGCUUUUUGUACAUUCUAUCAUGUUUAUUACUAUUAAGGAUAACUAUUUGAGAUA
Nicotiana attenuata is the source of this 893-nucleotide messenger RNA. RefSeq names its product ubiquitin-conjugating enzyme E2 28-like. The transcript is spliced from 5 exons. Gene Ontology annotation, biological process: protein polyubiquitination. Gene Ontology annotation, cellular component: nucleus. Gene Ontology annotation, molecular function: ubiquitin conjugating enzyme activity. Lineage: Eukaryota; Viridiplantae; Streptophyta; Magnoliopsida; Solanales; Solanaceae. The coding region runs from base 164 to 610 and encodes 148 amino acids. The record is from RefSeq and is a predicted model, not a curated record.